CGAUGUGCCAGGUCGAUCCACGAUGCUGUUCCGGUUUUUGCUGCUGCUCUUCCUCCUCCGGUUGUCCAGCGGGUUCACCGGAAGAGGCCUCCACUACCUGGGCCGGUCGGAUUUAUUCGAGCUGUCGGUGAUACACCUGAACGACUUCCACGCGAGGUUCGAAGAGACGGGUCCUAGAUCAGGACUGUGUCACGAGCAGAAGAAGAAGGACUGCGUGGGUGGAAUCGCGAGAGUUUCCACAGCCGUGAAUCGACUGAUCGAGGAGAGACCGAACCCGAUUUUCCUCAACGCCGGGGACCAUUACCAAGGAACACUAUGGUACAAUCUUCAUCGCUGGAACGUGACCGCCACGUUCAUGAACAUGCUGCCGCACGAUGCCAUGACAAUAGGAAAUCACGAGUUCGAUAACAAGGUCGAAGGUGUGGUACCGUUUUUGAAGAUGGUCAAGGCGCCGGUGGUAGUGACGAACAUCGACUCCAGCGAGGAGCCCACGAUGCAGGGUCUCUACAAGAACAGCACGGUACUGGAGAGGAAUGGCACGAAGAUCGGAGUGAUAGGCGUUAUUCUAUCAACCACGAAUAGAAUUUCCAUUACCGGGAAAUUAAAGUUCCUGGACGAGGUGGAAUCGGUGAAUGACGAGGCACGGAGAUUGAAGUCCCAGGGGAUCGACGUUAUUAUCGUUUUAAGCCAUUGCGGACUGCACGUGGACAGAAUAAUGGCAGCCAAGUGUCCCUUAGUCGACGUGAUUGUCGGUGGACACUCUCACACGUUCCUUUACUCGGGGCCACCUCCUUUCAUCGACCAACCAGAAGAUGAAUACCCUGUGGUGGUGGUCCAAGAGAAGACGAACAGAACGGUGCUGAUCGUUCAAGCGGCGGCUUUCACAAAGUAUCUGGGCAACUUGACGGUGUGGUUCGACCAGCAGGGCGAGGUGGUUGAUUGGGACGGAAAUCCGAUUCUCCUCGAUUACUCCGUCGAGGAAGAUCCCGAGAUGCUGAAGGCGUUGGAGCCAUGGAAGGCGAGCGUGGACGAGUUCGCUGGGACCAAGAUCGCUCGAUCGAGGGUUUAUCUGGACGAUCGAUGUCACCAAAAGGAGUGCAACUUGGGCAAUUUGAUCACAGACGCGAUGGUCGACGCUUACGUAGAGAAAGCGGAGGACAAAACCGCAUGGACGUAUGCUGCAGUUGGCGUCCUGAAUCCCGGAGGAGUACGGGCUUCCAUCGACUCCAUGACUGAAGACAUCACUCUAGCCGAUUUGAUGAUGGCUCAACCUUUCGAGAACACGUGGGACGUACUCGAAUUAAAUGGCAGCUGCAUCCUACAGAUCUUGCAAAUGGAGGAUGUAUUGCUGUGGUCGGGAUUGAAGGUGAUUUACAAACUCGAUGGGGCUUCCAGGAAGGUAGUCGACGUUAAAAUAAGGUGUCGAGUCUGCGAGGUGCCAAGGUUCGAGGAAUUGAAGUUAGACGAAUGGUACAGAAUCGUUGUGCCUACCUUCCUCGUCCACGCCGGGGACGGAUUCACAGUCUUCGAAACCUGCGGCAGAAAUCAUCAGCUGGGAGUAAUAGACUGGAAGCAAUUAAUCAAGUACAUGAAGAAGAUCAGCCCUAUAUUAGUCGGCGAGGAUCGUCGAGUGAUCUUCCUUAGCGAUUCCCAACGAUGAUCUUCCCUCUGAAGCAACGCAGGAGGAACUAGUCCCGAGAGACUUUAUGCAAAAUCUUGUCAACAGUAUAUUCUACUAUCCCAGUGCUCCUCUCGCGAACACCAAAGCUUGUACUCAGAAAUUUUAAUAAACGCGUGUUUUCCUAA
Messenger RNA from Eufriesea mexicana, 1806 nucleotides. Its product is annotated as apyrase. NCBI's taxonomy places the organism in Eukaryota, Metazoa, Arthropoda, Insecta, Hymenoptera, Apidae. The record is from RefSeq and is a predicted model, not a curated record. Gene Ontology annotation, cellular component: plasma membrane. Gene Ontology annotation, biological process: AMP catabolic process. Gene Ontology annotation, molecular function: metal ion binding; 5'-nucleotidase activity; nucleotide binding. The transcript is spliced from 11 exons. The coding region runs from base 23 to 1660 and encodes 545 amino acids.